This is a messenger RNA of Diospyros lotus (date-plum), 1918 nucleotides long. RefSeq names its product E3 ubiquitin-protein ligase RSL1. The coding region runs from base 63 to 1781 and encodes 572 amino acids. Gene Ontology annotation, molecular function: nucleic acid binding; zinc ion binding; ubiquitin conjugating enzyme binding. Gene Ontology annotation, cellular component: cytoplasm; ubiquitin ligase complex. Lineage: Eukaryota; Viridiplantae; Streptophyta; Magnoliopsida; Ericales; Ebenaceae. Gene Ontology annotation, biological process: ubiquitin-dependent protein catabolic process; protein polyubiquitination; positive regulation of proteasomal ubiquitin-dependent protein catabolic process. The record is from RefSeq and is a predicted model, not a curated record. The transcript has 3 exons.
CACAUAAAACACUCACUGUUUGUUGUUGGCUUGUUGGGGACUGCAAAGUUCGAGAUUAUAUAAUGUCGCACCCAAACGACAACCGAACGGUGACGACGAGCACCGAUCCGGACGACGGCUUCGAAACCAUCGCCGCCCAGCGCCGCGAGCUCAUGGCGGCCCAAGCCCUAGAGUCCGAUCUCGACCUCGCCUUCCGCCUCCAGAUGCAGGAGGCGAUCGACGCCUCUCUAUCUCUCUGCCCUCCCUCCUCCUCGCCUCCCCGCCCGGCUCAACCACAGGAGGACGAAGAUGUUGUCUUCAACCUUUCCAUUCUCCAGGCCGAAGAGCUUGACAGGUUCGAGCGGGAGCGUCGCGAUCGCCUCGUGGCCGAGGCCGAGAUGAAGAGAAUCAAAGAAGAUCUCCACCGCCGAAUCCACGAUUAUAAAGUCGCCGACGAGAUUCAUUACAUGGCGGAGGACGAUUGGGACGAGUACGGCGACAACUUCGCACGUCCCUACGGGGAGGGCACGUCUUCGUCGUCGUCGUCUUCGUCCAACGGUGUAAAUACGUCAGUGGAAACUUUUAGGGUGUAUUUCAAUGGUUUACUGUUGGACGAGAGGGCCCUGGGUACGAAGGUUCCGUUGGCCGGGAUUGGUGUCGCGAUUUGUGAUUCCAGGGACAAUUUGAUUUUCGAGUUGAAGAAGCCGUUAACUGGGAAUGGGACGAACCGGCAGGCCGCCCAAGCCAAGGCUUUGAUUGAAGGAUUAAACGCGGCCAUUGAUUUGGAUUUGAAGAGGGUCGUAUUCUACUGUGAUUGCUUUCCCCUCUUCCAAUUUGUUACAGGUCGAUGGUCACCUAAACAACGGAAGAUUAAAACAUUAGUUAAUCAGGUGACACUACUUAGGAAAAAUUUUUUGUACUCAGCUCCAGUUCUUGUGGCUAGGAAUGAUAUCAAAUUUGCAUUUACGCUGGCACGAGAGGCAAUAGUUUCUCAGAUUAACAGGCCUUCAGAUUAUGGUGCUGCCAAUAACAAGUUUGAAACUUGUGUUAUUUGCUUAGAAGAUAGAGAAAUUGGCCAGAUUUUCUCAGUUGAUGGUUGUUUGCAUCGAUAUUGCUUUUCUUGUAUGAAACAACAUGUGGAAGUUAAGUUGCUACAUGGGAUAGUUCCCAAAUGCCCUCAUGACAGCUGUGACUCUCUGCUAAAAAUUGAGAGCUGUGGACAAUUCUUGACUCCUAGAUUAAUUGAGAUAAUGAGCCAACGCAUAAAAGAAGCGUCCAUUCCUGCCGCUGAGAAAGUUUAUUGUCCCUAUCCAAAGUGCUCAGUGCUAAUGUCGAAGAGUGAGACAUUGGAGUUUUCAAAGAACACAUUAGAUCAGUUUGAAGAAUCUGGAGUUAGAAAAUGCGUGAAAUGUCAACGGCUUUUUUGCAUCAAUUGCAAGGUUCCUUGGCAUGAAAAUAUGAGCUGCAUUCUCUACAAGAUUAGAAAUCCUUAUCCCCCUGUGGAAGAUGUAAAGCUGAAGAGUCUUGCUGAUAGGAAUCUCUGGCGUCAGUGCAUAAAGUGUAAGCAUAUGAUUGAACUUGCUGCAGGCUGCUACCACAUGACUUGCAGGUGUGGUUAUGAGUUCUGCUAUACUUGUGGAGCUGAGUGGAUGAACAAGAAGGCGACGUGCUCCUGCCCGCUCUGGGAUGAAGGAAAUAUAUUGUACGAUGAAGAGGAAGAAGAAGAUGAAGGAAAUAUGUCCGAUGAUGGAGGGGAUUACUAUCCCGACUUCUAUGACUCAUCUGAGGAUGAUUUUUAUUAGCUGAUCCCUCCAAAAAGAAAGAACAACUUGUUUUUGAAUAACUUACCCUCGUAUAGCCCACCUAUUCCAGUAUUGUGAUAGAAAUUGUAGCUUCGACUACUUGGUUUUUGGUGAAUAGUCGAACAGCAUUUCUGAUA